This is a messenger RNA of Trichomonas vaginalis G3, 591 nucleotides long. RefSeq names its product RNA polymerase II transcription regulator recruiting protein. NCBI's taxonomy places the organism in Eukaryota, Parabasalia, Trichomonadida, Trichomonadidae. The transcript has a single exon. The coding region runs from base 1 to 591 and encodes 196 amino acids. The record is from RefSeq and is a predicted model, not a curated record.
AUGAAUUUAACGCGUACUUUCUUCAAGCCAAGUGAAGAUGCGAUGAUUAUCAAGUGGCGCAAGAAGCGUCCAGAUGCCCCAUGGUCUGAAAUUGCCAAGAAGAUUAAAGGCAAAACUGCAAAACAAUGCAACGACAGAUAUAACAAACAUCUUAAGCAUGUUCGCAAUGAUACUCCCUGGACUGCACAGGAAGAUCAAAAAUUGGAUGAACUUGUUAACCUCAAUGGCCACAAUUGGGUUCUGAUAGCAUCCAAUCUCGGAAACAGAUCAAACAUUGAGGUUAAGAACAGGUGGACUGUUCUUAACAGAAACAAAAACAAAAAAGAAAGAGAUGCUCCAAAGUUUGAUAAGCCCAACGUUGAACAAUCUCCUCCUACAAGCAAUGAGGAUCAGAAUGUCCAAUCAAGACAGGCAUUACCAAAACCAACAACAAAUACAGACGUUUUUAUGCAUGAUGAAACGCCAAAUCCAAAUUUUUUUGAAAGGUUUGAAAUCGUCACAAACACGCACGAACUUUGGGAUCUCUUCGAUAAAGUAUCCAAUGGUAACGCCGAUCUUGGCGAUUUCGGAUAUGUGCCUAUGUUCUAUUAA